Messenger RNA from Lemur catta (Ring-tailed lemur), 1442 nucleotides. RefSeq names its product von Willebrand factor C domain containing 2 (gene VWC2). Gene Ontology annotation, cellular component: AMPA glutamate receptor complex. Lineage: Eukaryota; Metazoa; Chordata; Mammalia; Primates; Lemuridae. The coding region runs from base 104 to 1081 and encodes 325 amino acids. The record is from RefSeq and is a predicted model, not a curated record. Gene Ontology annotation, molecular function: protein binding. Gene Ontology annotation, biological process: negative regulation of BMP signaling pathway. The transcript is spliced from 3 exons.
GGACGGCGGCUCCCGGCUGGCGGCAGCGCGCCCACGGGCUGUGAAUGCGACUCGCCCCUCGGCCGCGGUCCCCGCCCGCCCGCCCGCCGGGACGUGGUAGGGGAUGCCCAGCUCCACUGCGAUGGCAGUUGGCGCGCUCUCCAGUUCCCUCCUGGUCACCUGCUGCCUGAUGGUGGCUCUGUGCAGUCCGAGCAUCCCGCUGGAGAAGCUGGCCCAGGCACCGGAGCAGCCAGGCCAGGAGAAGCGCGAGCACGCGUCUCGGGACGGCCCGGGGCGGGUGAGCGAGCUCGGGCGCCCUGCAAGGGACGAGGGCGGCAGCGGCCGGGACUGGAAGAGCAAGAGCAGCCGUGGGCUGGCCGGCCGGGAGCCGUGGAGCAAGCUGAAGCAGGCCUGGGCCGCCCAGGGCGGGGGCGCCAAGGCUGGGGACCUGCAGGUCCGGCUCCGCGGGGAUACCCCGCAGGUGGAGUCCUUGGCUGCCGCCGCCCAGGACGCUAUGGGCCCGGAACUCUCGCCCACGCCAGAGCCGCUGGAGGAGUACGCAUACCCGGACUAUCGCGGCAAGGGCUGCGUAGACGAGAGUGGUUUCGUGUACGCGAUCGGGGAGAAGUUCGCCCCCGGACCCUCGGCCUGCCCGUGCCUGUGCACCGAGGAGGGGCCCCUGUGCGCGCAGCCCGAGUGCCCGAGGCUACACCCGCGCUGUAUCCACGUCGACACGAGCCAGUGCUGCCCGCAGUGCAAGGAAAGAAAAAACUACUGCGAGUUCCGGGGCAAGACCUACCAGACUUUGGAGGAGUUCGUGGUGUCUCCGUGCGAGAGGUGCCGCUGCGAGGCCAACGGCGAGGUGCUGUGCACGGUGUCGGCGUGUCCCCAGACGGAGUGUGUGGACCCCGUGUACGAGCCCGACCAGUGCUGCCCCAUCUGCAAAAACGGACCAAACUGCUUUGCAGAAACUGCUGUCAUCCCUGCUGGCAGAGAAGUGAAGACUGAUGAAUGCACCAUAUGUCACUGUACUUACGAGGAAGGCACAUGGAGAAUUGAACGGCAGGCCAUGUGCACAAGACAUGAAUGCAGGCAAAUGUAGACAUUUCACAGUGCAAAAACUCUGACACUUUUCUAGACUAUUUUACCGAUGUGAACAUUCUAGAUGACUCUGGGAAAUAUCAAUCAGAAGGAGAAGACUUUUGAUGAGGAAUAAUGGAAAAUUGUUGGUACUUUUGCUUUUCUUGGUAACAAUUACUGCAAGAGAAUGAAAUGGAUAUAUUUCAGAACAUCAACAAGAACUUUGGGCAUAAAAUCCCCCUCUAAAUAAAUGUGCUAUUUUCACAGUAAGUACACGAAAGUACACUAUUAUAUAUUAAAUGUAUUUCUAUAUCCCUCCAUUAGAGAGCUUAUAUAAAUGUUUUCUAUAGAUACAGAUUAAAAAUGCUGUGUGGUCAACCGUC